Molecule: messenger RNA, 960 nt
Organism: Prorocentrum cordatum
Lineage: Eukaryota; Dinophyceae; Prorocentrales; Prorocentraceae
Source: the annotation of a GenBank genome assembly
GCGGUGGCGAAGCGGCGACAGAGGGCGCAAGCUUGGUCAGGCAACGCCCUCGGCCUGCAAUUCUCGGCCAUGGUCUACAACGUCUGCUGCUUUUCCGCCCUCCUCUUCCUUGCGCAGUUGGAGCCGAUCCUGGAGGAGGUGGCCGCGCAGGAAGAGGAAGUGUUGCUGGGGAUCGCGACGGGGCGGCGAUGCUUCGCACCUUGCACUUUGAGGCUUGGGACGCCGUGCCGGCUGACUUGGACAGGGAACUUACUCGCCUGCUCGACUCCACCGUUUUUCAUCUUCUGGCGUCGCUGGUACCAGAAGUCAUUCGUGUCGGGCCUGGUGCGGAACGCGGACCUGUUAGCGACGAGGGGCAUCGCCAUGGCAAAUCUCCGGACGCGAUUUUGCAAAGGCGCAGACGUUGAGCGCGACCGCAAGAUGUUGAAGACCAAUUUUCAGCGAGAAGCAUCGAAGCUCAAUCCCCCCCGCUUUCUUGGCUGCUGGGGCGCGCGGCUGGCCUGCGAGCUCAAGCGAUGGCGCCUGCAGGAGUCUCGGCACACGCUGGUCCGGCGCCGGCGGGACAGCCUGCAACGGCUAGGCGACUUGGUUGCGCCUCGAGUGGCUGCGGCGGCAUGGGGUUUGGCCUGGAACAGAUGGUGCACGGCGCGCCGGCAUCAAGGCGAGCGUGCAUGCGUAUUGCGCUGCGGCGCCAGCUCAGACAGCAUUGAGCACUACGUGGGGUGCGCGGUGGGCCGGGCUGCGGGUGGCCGUUUUCUGCGGCUCCAUGGCGACUGCGCCCGCCACCUCCGGCGCUUCCUCGGCGUUGCGCGCUGCACCGACGACGCUGAGCGCACUUGCUGGGCCGUCCUGGCGCACGCACUGCACAUGGUCACGAACCGUAGGCGCUACUUGCCGGAGCCCCCGUCUGGAGGCGCAGAAGUGGCCAUCCAAGAGGAGAUGCAGCAGUGCCGCGGCGCG